AUGGCUGAUAGAGGUAGAGGAACUAGAGGCACCAAUGAUCCCAUGGAGCGCAUAGCUCAAAUUCUGGAGGCCUUGGUGCACAAUCAAGGCAGAGAGCCGGCUGAGUAUCAAGGGUUGUCUGCCUUUACUAGGCACGAUCCCCAAAGUUUGAAGGAGUGUUUAACCCUGAGGGAGCCCAGAGUCAAGGGGAAGUUCAACUCAAGAGAAGAGCAGUGGGAGUGGCUCAGGAUUGGGUUAUUUCAGAGGACCGAUCAAAUGUUUCAGGUGUGGCGGCCACACAUGGUGAAUGAUUGCCCACAGCCGCGAAUUACGUGCAGUAACUGUGGGAAGUCAAGGCACACUGCUAAUGUGUGCUGGACUGCCAAGAGGGGUGGCAGUACUAGCACUGCACAGAGGCCUAAAUCAAGGGGGAACACGGAGCCGAGAAAAUUGCUUGAUGUGAUGUUCAACUCGGGUGCUACGCAUUGUUUUGUGUCUGUGGACUGUGUGAAGAGUUUGAAUUUGUAUAUAACUAAACUACCGUGUAAUGUUGUGGUGACUACCCCUAUGGGUAAGCCAGUUGUGACGUCAUGGGUAUGUCUGGGGUGUUCAAUAAUGGUACAUGGUAGGGAGUUUGAGGUAGACUUGAUUUGUUUAUCUCUUUCUCAAUUGGAUAUAAUUCUGGGGAUAGAUUGGCUUACUGCCAACCAUAUGCUACUGGAUUAUAGGGAGAAAACUUUGAUCUUCGAUACGGCAUUAACAGAGGUUCCGCGGCUUAUGAGCCAAGGUGCGUGGGAGAACACGGUAAACGCCAAGGCCUUUAUGGUUAUGUUCUCAAUGAAGGCCAAAAGCAUGGUGGAGCCGGAGUAUAUUCCGGUGGUGAGGGAUUUCUUGAAAGUUUCCCCCGAAGAUGUUUCUGAGUUACCACCUGAGAAAGAAAUAAAGUUUACUAUUGACCUCAUUCCGAGGGCAAACCCGAUUUUUGUGGCACCAUAUAGGAUGUCACUGGUGGAGUUGGUAGAGGUCAAGAAGUAA
Abrus precatorius (Indian licorice) is the source of this 1014-nucleotide messenger RNA. RefSeq lists its product as uncharacterized. The record is from RefSeq and is a predicted model, not a curated record. The coding region runs from base 1 to 1014 and encodes 337 amino acids. The transcript has 3 exons. NCBI's taxonomy places the organism in Eukaryota, Viridiplantae, Streptophyta, Magnoliopsida, Fabales, Fabaceae.